GAGAGAGAGAUCGCAGACCAUGGCAGGCAGGGGCUGCUCUUCCCUGCUCCUGGUGCAGCUCUCCCCGGCUGCAGAGCUCUCGGCUGAGCGCCUGGAGGCCAAGCUGCAGGUCCACUUCCAGUCCCCCAAGAAGUCCGGGGGAGGGGAGUGCACCGUCAGAGCUCGGGAUCCCCAGCGGGGGCUCUACGCCGUCUCCUUCCUCUCCCAGGAAGUGAAGGAACGAGUGAAGGCUCAUAAAGAGCAUUUUAUAAAAGUUGAUGGAAGAACCCUAGAGAUAAGCAUCUUGCCGAAUUCUGAGGUCGCCACCUUGAGCCCUGGGGGAAGAUCAUUGACAAACAGCAUAAGCUCAGCGGCAAACUCCCUUCCAGCUUCAAGCGCUAUGUCACUCCAGAAUGAUUUUGAAAGGAGGCAAGGUGGAAGAUAUGAUGCCAUUGCCAGAAAGAUUUUUCUGAGCGUAUCUGCCACUUUGAAUACAGACUUGCUCACAAAAGAGGAGAGGAGUCAGGUGACUGUGGUGUGCCCGACCUUAAAAGUAGAUGUGUGUUCAAGCCAUCUUGGCAUAGAAAAGGUGUCAGGAGAUUAUGGUGAUAUUCAAAGGUUGCACUCUCACUUUGAGAAGCUCCUUGGAAACUCUCAUCAGCAGCACAGUACAUUUUUGUAUCCAAAAGGAAGGAGUCGAUUGGAUGUGGAAAAUCUGAAAGAAGAAAGCAAGGAUGAUAUAGAAUGCAUGUCCAAUAUGGAAGUGCCUUCAGCUAUCUUUGAAUAUUUUACUCAGGCUUGUAAGGAAGAAGUUGAAGAAUUAGAGCAGAAAUUUGAUGUCAAGCUGACUUGGAAGGAUUGUGGAAGAGGCUUGACUUCUGUAGGGUUUGUUUCUCUUGGGGCUCCAAGCUCCAUUGAGAAAGCUCAGCAAAAAUUUGUCACUGUUUUUCAGAGGAUAGCAUCAGUUGUCAAACAGGAAAAGAUUCCUUUCACAGAGGACCUCCACUUAGAAAAGGCUCAAGAAUUGUUAAGCACCCGGUAUAAAAGUGUCCUUGUUAAAACAGAUGGAAAUGCAUUAAUUCUCCGUGGCCCUGCAAGGGAGAUUUCAGCUGCUAAGAGCUUUAUAGAGGAAGUAAAGGACUUGGCUAAAACCCCAAAAGCUUAUUCCCCAGAGCCUGGCUUUGAAGUUGAUGCUGAUACAUUUGAAUUUCUCAAGCCAAUAUUGGCUAAAGAUAUCGAGAAUAUAAACCAAAAGUUUGAAACUGUAAUAGAGGUAAAACCCAGUCUCAAGAGUGAAAAACUGAACAUCUGUUUCAAGCCCAAGAAGCCCACAUAUUUAGAUGAGUCUCCAAAAGCUUGUUACAACUUCUUUAAAAUUUAUCAGAAGCAUUUAGGAGAGCCCAAAGAAAAGAACAUCUCCUUGAAACUUUCAGAGGUUCAAAAAAAAUUACUGAACGACUUCUUUCUACAACUGCAAAGAGAAAAUCCUCGGACAGUGUUUAAGAAAAAUGGAGAUCAACUGAUUAUACAUGGUUGUCCAGAAGAAAUCUGUAAAACUGAAAAACACAUCAUGAUGUUCCUAGAAUCUGCUCUGAAACAGUCUCUCGAAAAUGUAGGGUGGUCCAAUCCUGCUUUCAGCAGUGGAGCCUCUAAAGAUGCACCCCUUGAUCAAAACACUGAUCACAAAAAGUUCUUGCCUUUUUCCCAGGAAAAAACAGAUUUGAAAGCACCGGAAGUCAAACAAGAGGAAAAGUGCUCCAUCUGUAUGGAUAAAAUUCACCAGAAGCAAGUGUUGGCCAAAUGCAAGCAUGAGUUUUGCGGAGAUUGCAUUAAAGAGGCAAUGAAACACAAGCCAGCUUGCCCUGUGUGCAAUGAAUUUUAUGGAACAAUGACAGGGAACCAGCCACCAGGGAAAAUGGACAUCUUGAAAAGUCGACAGUCACUUCCUGGUUAUGAGGGGUCUGGUACUAUCACCAUCACUUACACCAUACCUGAUGGCAUUCAAACUGCAGCGCAUCCAAAUCCAGGAAGAAGAUUUUCAGGAGCACACCGGAUAGCAUAUCUACCUGACAACAGAGAAGGAAGAGAAAUUUUGAGUCUGCUUCAACGGGCCUUUAACCAAAAAUUGAUUUUCACAGUGGGCCAGUCCCGCACUUCUGGUUUAAAUGAUGUGGUCACCUGGAAUGACAUUCACCACAAAACAUCCACACAUGCUGGUCCAAACAAUUUUGGCUACCCUGAUCCUAAUUACCUGAAGCGUGUUAGAGAAGAACUGAAGGCAAAAGGAAUUGAAUGAGUGCUUUUUUCCAGCAUGAAGUCCAGAAUUUGUGCCUGUCUAAAGAUGGGACACUUAACCUAGCAUACUGAAAGCCUUUAAAAAUUAAACUUUUUAUGCAAAUGCUGUUUAUCUAAUGCAAACUUUUGAAUCACAGAUAUGUUGAAGAAGAGUUUUAUGCACAGGGACUACUAAGUCAUUAUAAAAUCAUCUUUAACUAAAGCUCUGUGAUAUCUUAACACAUGAGCUAGAACCUUCCAUCAGCCUUAGGAAAAGUGGCCCUUGGUCAGACUCUUCAAAGUUAUAGUCCAGCUUUAUCUGGAUGGGCCACUGGAUCACUAACCCCAAGUAGAGGGCUGUGUGUGUGUGUGACAUUCUUUCCCUCUGUAGGAUUAUUAUGUAAAAUAAAUAUUCCAACCAGUUACUUCAGUUUGUUCACUUAUUCUUUCUGUUGUGGCAAUGCAAACUUAAAAUGAAAUUGCUUCUCAGAUUAUGGUUUUAAGAUGAGUGGUAACUAAUUGUGAUUCACUUUAAAUAAUGAUACAGUGCUAUCGUGCCUACUUUUUUUGCAAAGAAAAAUACUGGCUCAUAGUCUGGUGUUUGUAUAAUAUGAAAAAAUGAACCUGGUGCAUCCAUUACCUUGUUGACACGAUGACAGCUGAAAGAUUGUUUCUGUAUGGCUGAUGAUGUGUAUUGCAAGAGUAUAACUUGUGUGAUAUUACUCCAUCCCACACCUGUAGUCCUAAGGUGUGAUACUGUACUGUUGUUUGAAGUAUCUAUCUGGUUCUGCCAAGGAGGUGUACUUCUUUAUUUUAGGAUUAACAUAGAGAUCCUAAGAAGUAUGGAGGGAGGGGUGUUUAGUGUGUAGCCCUGCAGUUCAGCCAUCAGGUGUUUGAAGUCAGAAAUGUAUUGCUUCAAACUUAGGGUCACACAUUGCAAAAGAAUUAUUACUUUUAAUAUAACACUUUAGAUUAAGAUCAUGCAUAGAUGGAAACAGCACAAAAAGCAUAUUGAUGAGGAAGUAGUGGCUGUCCAGAUGUACAACUCUCAUCAUCCCUGGUCAGCAUCCCUGGUCAGUAUCUGGACUUAUUGUCCAUCCUUGUUCUAGCUGGAGUGGGGCUUUUAUCCACAUAUGGGUGCUGUGCCGACCCAUGCUGUUUUCUGAUCCAGCUGUCAGGGCUGCACACAGAAUAUUUUCUAGCAUCACUGAAUUUGCUAACCAGUUGUGCAGGAAGGGCCGAUGUGAUGCUUUCCCUCUUCCCUGCCAGCUUUAUUGAGUAAAUUAAAAAUUCUCUUGCCCCUGGAAAUAAAUUUUCUUACUCAUCUAGUCUUGCUGUUUAUGCCCCACUUUGGCUUUUUGUAGCCUUAAUAUGAUCCUGUUGCCAAGUCGAAUAUCUGGAAUGUUUCCAGUAGUACUGUUAGUUCUGUAAUGCCACAAUCUGUUUUUCUCUUGUAUUAAACCCAAAUGAUGAGCUUUAUUUUCUUUUUAAGUCAACAGCUAGCUUUAAGGCAUUGGAAAAUGCUAAUCCUGUUUCCCCCUAAAGCAGUAGUAUGGAUCUUACUGCAUUUUCUCUUGAGUUGUUGCUAUUGCGCUGUACUGGAAUUUAAAGAAUGUUUUGUUGGCUGGAUCAAGAUUAAUAAUUGAUAGAUGAUUAAAUAUAAUUAAAGAAAUAAAACUGUAUAUUCCAGCUGUGUAUUGCUUCAUUAGUAAGGGAUAGGGGUGGAUAGAAUAUAUGCCACAUCUUUGCCUCGACAACCAUUGUCCUGCUUCCAGCUGCCAACACUGGUUUUUGUUGUUA
Sceloporus undulatus (fence lizard) is the source of this 4053-nucleotide messenger RNA. RefSeq names its product deltex E3 ubiquitin ligase 3L (gene DTX3L). Lineage: Eukaryota; Metazoa; Chordata; Lepidosauria; Squamata; Phrynosomatidae. The transcript is spliced from 5 exons. The coding region runs from base 20 to 2275 and encodes 751 amino acids. Gene Ontology annotation, biological process: protein ubiquitination; Notch signaling pathway. The record is from RefSeq and is a predicted model, not a curated record.